This is a messenger RNA of Coregonus sp. 'balchen', 876 nucleotides long. NCBI's taxonomy places the organism in Eukaryota, Metazoa, Chordata, Actinopteri, Salmoniformes, Salmonidae. The record is from the annotation of a GenBank genome assembly.
GUGAGUGUGGCCUUUUGCCCACGGAUCCUUCAGUACAGCCAGGCACUCUGUCAGGGCCAGUAUGACUACCUGGAGCAUCUGCCCGACCCCCUGCUGCUCCACAUCCUGACCCAUCUGGAGAUGGAGGACGUGGCACGACUCGGACGCACCUCACACAGGUUCAGGAAGGUGAAUGGGCCCACUGUGUGAGACUCGGUGCAUGCAUGUCUGUGGUAUGCAUUGGCAAUUAUGUACACUGUGUACUGUAUGCGAAUCCAUCCUUUUGUAACUGUACAUGGGUGUAUCUGAGUGAUAUCUAACAAUGUGUUUAUUUCCAUAUUCUCUUGAUUUAUUUUCUGUGUGAAUCUGUCCGUUUUUGCUCUUGUGUGGUUUAAACCCCUGAUGGUUAUUUAACUGAAUGAUUGACCGCAAACCCUGGUCUCUGUCCCUAACCACUGUUCUUUGUGCGUCUGUCAGCUGUGUGGUUCGUUGGUGUUCUGGGAGCUGGUGGUGCGGGGUCACUUUGGCUCAGUGUUGGCCGAGGUGGCGGCCCUGGCCUUGGAGCUGGGCUCCUGGAGCGUCUUCUUCACCAGCAAGCUGCAGAAACAGAUCAGCCGCAGGAGGAAGAGGAGCCAGCAGCAGCAACUCUGUACAGACCCAGAGAGCUACGAUGUAUACACCAUGGUGGAGCGCAGCGAGGACCCAGAGAGCAACGCUGCUGAUAUAGAGUCAGGUUCCGAGUCCGACGCUGGGCCGGAGCAGCUCUGUAAAGACAUGCGGCGCUGUUGGGUGACUGUGGGCCAGGGUCAGGGUGUGGUACAGGGGGACUCAGGUUAUGGAAGAGGAGACAGGAGCUCUAAUUCAGGCACCUUCAUUGAAAUUCGUUUUUUUGUUUGA